This is a messenger RNA of Aricia agestis (brown argus), 1483 nucleotides long. RefSeq names its product lysosomal acid phosphatase-like. The record is from RefSeq and is a predicted model, not a curated record. Gene Ontology annotation, molecular function: phosphatase activity. The transcript is spliced from 6 exons. Lineage: Eukaryota; Metazoa; Arthropoda; Insecta; Lepidoptera; Lycaenidae. Gene Ontology annotation, biological process: dephosphorylation. Bases 259 to 1464 code for a protein of 401 amino acids.
AUUUCCAACAAAAAUUAUAAAAAUAUGUAAUAUGUAAUUUAUAUGCUUCCUUUAGUUUUGUGUUGUGAUUGUGGAAUAGUAAAACAGACUUUUAUUUUCUAUAUAUAAUUUGUAUGUAUAUUAUAUAUAUAACAGUGCUUUAUGGGUCUAAUGUGAUGUCUUUUCAAAAACGUUGCACUCAUUGAUAUCGGAGCAUAUCACGAUCAAAGUCAGUUUUACGAUCAUAAAAGUGAAAGUAUUGUUUACAAAAUAAACACCAUGGAGUACGACAACGACGAUACAUGGCGUAGAUCGUCUUUGCCAAAGCAGCGGCAGAGAACGUGUCAUCCGAUACCAAAAAAGUCGACAACAACUGCAGUUGUGGUAUUAGGCCUCGCUGUGCUCAGUUGUCUGCUUGGAUAUUGCGUCCUCAGUGAAACCCUCCCUUACGAAUCGAAAACGUUACGGCUCGUCAUCAUCCUUUUUAGGCAUGGAGCUAAAGCACCUGAGAGUACAUACAACAGCGAUCCAUUUAAAAAAUAUCAGUGGCCAGAAGGACCAGGGGGCUUGACAAAUAUUGGCAAAAUACAAUUAUAUGAAUUGGGAAAGAAGUUCAGAGAUUAUUAUACUAACUUUAUAUCAGAGGACUAUUUUUCCAAAGAUGCAUAUUUUCGAAGCAGUGACAAGGAUAGAUGUUUGAUGAGCGCAUACACAUUCUUAGCUGGUCUGUAUCCACCUUCGGAGAGACAAGUUUGGAAUCAAGAAAUAAAUUGGCAGCCUAUUCCUGUCCGAUCCUUACCUAGAGAACUUGAUAAUAUUGUAGCUGCUACGAAACCAUGUAAAGCUUGGAAAAAAAUGUACAAUGAUAUAUUAGCAGAAACAGACAAAGAUCCAAAGUUUACAGAAAUAUUUGACUACUUGAGUAAACAUACAAAUGAGAGUAUGAGAAGUGUAUUAAAAGUGGACUAUUUGUACAGUGCAUUGCUGUCCCAGCAAACUGCUGGGUUGAAGUUGCCAGAGUGGACUAAGAAUGUUUUCCCGAGUGAUAUGCGUCUGCCAUUUAUGACAAGUUUAGCUCUGCUGUCUUACAACCCCCAGAUGCAACGGCUGCAUACAGGCCCUCUGUUGGGAGACAUAAGACAUCAUUUAGAAGAUAAUGUGCAGCACACUAAUGUAGACAGAUCCCUGUAUGUGUAUUCCGGUCAUGAUGUAACAGUUGUGUCGCUGUUCCGUGCCCUCGGUUUCCAAGAGUUACUAGAACCAGAAUUUGGAUCGAGUAUCACUAUUGAAUUACAUGAGGAAGAGGUUGUCAAGGAUAGUUUUUAUGUUAAAGUGUUUUACAGAAACAACACCAAAGUGGAAGUACCCAUGGAAUUGAAGUUACCGUUCUGUGAGGAGCCAUGUGAGUACAUCAAGUUUAAGCAGCACAUUGACUCGCUUAUACCCACCGAUUGGGAAGAGGAGUGCCAAAACAAAGUUCAGUGAUCCCAUCAUUUUUUAGUUU